UACCUUCUCAAAAGUUGAUGCUGCUAACUGAUCUGAUUCUUCGUCUAUAAACCAGCCCUUAACUAACAGUCUAUCACCUGAGGAGCCAACAUCUACUUUCCAUUCAAUCAACCAUGAGAGGCACAACUGAAAAAGGAGAACCCCACCAAUCAUCCACAAUCACAGAUGAACCACAGCCUAAUCAACCUAAUUCAGCAGCAGCAACAUCAUCUUCAUACCCACCACCAUCGGAUGAGGAAACCAAGAAAUGGGGCACCCACAUCAUGGGAGCACCAGCAGCCCCUACUGUACACCCUGACAACCAGAAGGCUGCCUUGUGGACUGCUGCUGAUCACCAACCCUAUGUCAUCUACUCCCCUGUGGACAAGCCAAGCAGCAAUCCUUUAGAGCCCGUGAUUCACAUGUUCAAUACCUGGAGCAGGAAAGCUGAGACUAUAGCCAGCAACAUCUGGCACAACCUUAAAACUGGGCCAUCUGUAUCAGAAGUCGCGUGGGGGAAAGUGAACCUGACAGCAAAAGCAAUAACAGAGGGUGGAUUCGAGUCCCUCUAUAAGCAGACUUUCCCAACUUAUCCAAAUGAGAAGCUAAAGAAGACGUUUGCUUGUUACCUCUCCACAGCUACCGGCCCUGUUGCUGGAACCCUAUAUCUGUCAACAGCUCGUGUGGCUUUCUGCAGCGAUCGCCCCUUGUCUUUCAUUGCUCCGUCGGGACAAGAAGCUUGGUGCUACUACAAGGUUAUGAUACCUUUGGAAAAUAUUAGCACUGUCAACCCUGUGAUCAUGAGAGAAAAUCCAGCAGAGAAGUAUAUUCAGAUGGUCACUACUGAUGGCCAUGACUUCUGGUUCAUGGGUUUCGUUAAUUUCGAGAAAGCCUUACAUCACCUCUUAAAUAGUGUAUCAGAUUUCAAAGCGCGCAAUAGUUGUUAGAUAGCAGAUCUUCAUCCUCUUCAAAAUCUUUAUGUUCUCUGUUUGUUGUUGAUUUCUCUGUGUGUACAUAGAGGGCAACAGUGUGAGUCUCAGUUUUGAGAUUCACAUUAUCUUCCUUUUUCAUGUAGUUUUUUGUUUUUUACUCUAUCAUUUCUAUGUAUAUUUGUUUGUUCUAAACCAUUCAUGUUUUCAUGCCUAUUGUAAACUAGUGUUUGGUUGUUAA
Messenger RNA from Alnus glutinosa, 1149 nucleotides. RefSeq names its product GEM-like protein 5. The transcript is spliced from 3 exons. The coding region runs from base 114 to 926 and encodes 270 amino acids. Lineage: Eukaryota; Viridiplantae; Streptophyta; Magnoliopsida; Fagales; Betulaceae. The record is from RefSeq and is a predicted model, not a curated record.